Messenger RNA from Baudoinia panamericana UAMH 10762, 836 nucleotides. RefSeq lists its product as uncharacterized. The transcript has a single exon. The coding region runs from base 387 to 761 and encodes 124 amino acids. Lineage: Eukaryota; Fungi; Ascomycota; Dothideomycetes; Mycosphaerellales; Teratosphaeriaceae. The record is from RefSeq and is a predicted model, not a curated record.
GGCGCGUAUGGUCCAUGCGGAUGCAGGACGCAGAGUAUACGAUGAGUUCCAGUGGACAGCAUGCUUGGUGGCUCGCUGUAUAGACUUUGAGCUCAUUCGCCUAUACUGCCCGUUCGCUGAGAACCGACGGCACGGCUUAUCGCUUCCACAUCUAUCUCCUGCUCUGCAUGUUCUGCUCUGCUCUGAUCUGAUCUGCUGCUGCUAGAGUCUAGACUCGGUUAUCGACCACGAGCAUGAUAUAGGCGUUACGCGUGUCUUGCGCUCUUGGUUCGAAUGCGGUCGCACCGGCCCUUGCAUACCCACGAUGACCAGUACCAAGUCCUUCACAGCCAUCCGCCCUUGCCCUCCAAUACCGUAGCCGUGAUCAUUCCCUCAUCGUCAACGGUAUGCCACAGUCACGAAGGAGCGUCGCUCGCGUGGGCCCCCAACCAAGCAUUUCGCCGACACACUUGCUGGACCGGAGAACAUGUCACAACGGCCCAUCGAGCAUUCCCACCAUGGUGAGGCUAGCAGCAAUCGCGAGACACGAGGCCGGCAGUCCAACCGCUGACCGAGUAGAAGCGAGAUCACACUCGAGCCGGAAAGAAGGUUUGCAGCCAAGCCAGCCUUGUUCUCCGCCACUUAUUGUUAUGCCGGCAGCGUGCAUCAUUCCUGCACCGAACUACUCUCAACCGCUGGCACAGCUGAUGCUGCACAUGCUCAUGACUGCAUUCGAAAGUAAGUAUGCAGAGAAAACGAAAAGGCUUACCCAUCAUCCUUGAUCUGAAUCGGCCGGUCAUGCACAUCAUGCCCGUCGGCGAAGCCGCCAUGAUCUACGUCCUCCAUCUUGAAAGUGG